AUGUCACAGAAACGUCAACGAGCUGACGGUGAAUUUAACCUUAAAGAAGCAAAUUCCAUUGAAACUUCUGACAAAAAUGUUGAUUUUUAUGAAAGUUACUUUUUGAAUUUGGUUCAAUUCUCCAAUAGCGAACUUGAUGCUAUUAUUGAAGAAAAAAAAUCUCAUAAUGCUGCUUUGAAAGCUCAAAACAAGGAAUUAAAGGAAAAAUCUGAGCAACUGGAUCUUGAAAAAGCAGAGUUGGUCUCAUGUUUGUUUAAGGAAAAUGUUUACAACGAGAAAACAAAAGAAACAUUUAAUGAGUGGAGCAAAAGCUUGAUGGCAUUUCAAUCCAAAUAUAAUGACCUGGUGGAUCCAUUUAAUGAUGCCAAAAAUGCUUUGAAUAAAACACGAGACGAGUACAAGAAUGCUGUUUCGAUGUACAACGAUCGAGAGCAGAAAAUAACUGAUUAUCAAAAGGAAUUGGAUGAGAAACUUAUUCAAAAAGCUGAAGAAGUUGAAGCAGCUCAAGUAACAGCAGACCAAACUCGACGAUCAAGAGAUGCAGCAGCAUUGGAGUUGGAAGAACAAAAGAAACUCCUAGAUCAAGCUAAGGAAGAAGUUCAAAGAAUGAACGAAGAAUUGAAUAAGUUUAAUAUCGAAGAUUUGUUGUUGAGAGCUGAUCAGUUGGUAAUUGAGCGACAAAUGAAGAACGAUUCAAUCACUGAGCUUCAAACUCGAAGACAUCAACAAGAAAACGAAGUCAGAGAAUCUGAAAUGAAACAAAAUGCAAUUCAGUGCGAUAUUCAGUCAUUAGAAAAUGAAAUUGACGAGACAAAGAAUCAAAAUUAUAUUCUGGAAAGACGACUUGAAAGUCUCAAAGAAAUCUCCGAGAAAAUCAUCCAAACAAACUUUGAACGACAAAUACGAAAAGUUGAAUCUGGAAAUUUCCGUUUGGUUGAGGAAUUAGAUAAAAAGAUUCAUAAAACUAAUGAAAAUUUGGAAAUUAUCGACAAGUUGAUGAUGGAAAAACGUGAAAUUCAAAACAAAAUCCAAGGCCUUGAAAUUUCAAAACUUCAAAAGCUCAAUCGCAUUGAGGAACUCGCCUAUCAAAUUGCAGACAUUCCAACUGAAAAUAAAACUCUUCUCGAUCAGCGAGUAAAAAGUCUGAACCAAAUCAACGAAACAAAGACAAAAAUUGAUUCAGUUAAUCAAGAAAUGAAGAAAAUUCAUCAACAUUAUGAGAAGAAGAUUUCCAAGGAACAUCGCCGACAAGCUUUGAUGGGUUUCAUCGACAGCGACAAGAAAUCUUCUCAAUCUGGUAAAUCCAGUGAUGAAUCAGAAAAAUCAAUGACAAAAGUUUCUGAAGAAGUCGCUGAAAUUGGUUUGAUAAAGAAAAUUAAUUUCGACUCUUCCUUCAGUAGUUCAGUGAAUUAAAUUUUCCUUUUAAUUCAUCAUCACAAAAUAAAUCGAAUUGAUGCUAACAAAAUGUUCACUAAAACUGAAA
Clunio marinus is the source of this 1483-nucleotide messenger RNA. The record is from the annotation of a GenBank genome assembly. NCBI's taxonomy places the organism in Eukaryota, Metazoa, Arthropoda, Insecta, Diptera, Chironomidae.